AUGAACAGAACGUCGUUGUCGAGUUGUGCCAGCAGCACGAAGAAAGUUGCUUCUUCUUCUUCUUCGAGAACGUUGACAACAACAUCGACAGGAACUACAACGACAACGACGACAACAAAAACAGCAAGGACAACGACUACGACGACGACGACAACGACGACGACAACAUCCUCCUCGUCUUUGUCGUCAUCGCGAAAUACACGCACGGAAGCUUUCUACGCGAGCGUGAAACCGUUAUCCGCUCGACGUGCGUUGCAUAAUUCUGCCGGCCCAGACCCAGAUGCGAAUUCCGCUCCAAAUUCUUGCGGAACGGCGGAACGAACGAGUAAGAGAUAUCAGACUUCCGGUCGUUCUAAGAAAAAGAACCACGGAAUAAUAACAACAGGGACAACAACGGUUGUUUCAAAUCAAAAUGAUAGCGGUAAAGAGAGGACAACGACUAAUAGUGGUAAAUCGAUCGUACGUGAUUCGUCAGUAACGUACGUGCCAACUAUUUCAAGGAAAGAAAUACUCAAGAGAAGUUCUAACAAAGACAGUGAUAGAUACAGCGGUAAGAGAUUUACCGAUAGCCUUCAGCGACAUUGUUGGAUAAGUUCUGCGACGAUCGAGAUCGACCAAGAUGAAGAAGGUGCUAGACCAAAGACUCUUCCAUCGAUGGGAAGAAGGUUACGUGCUGAGAGAGACUUCAAACAAGUCUCUAGACGAGAUAUCCUACGAAGGAGAGACAGCGUUGACGUUGUUACGUUUCGAGCGACCUCCCACGGAGGUUCAACUAGACUUAAUGGAAAUAAUAGUGUCUAUGGGAAAGAAUAUAUCGAGGUAAAAGGUAACACGAUUGGAUCUAACUCUAGUACAUCGUCGACAAGUGUUUCAAAUGACACCAGGUCAAGAGCACCACGAUCAACUGUCUCCCUGCAACGUUCUGGGUGGGGUAAAGAUGACGAAGAACUUGAUUCUAGAUCCCCGACUGAUUCCGAUCUCUUAACAGUUAACAUCUCCUCGUUUCGGGACAUUAACCGCGACCUUGUACCACGAUCAUCGACCUUGCCCAAGAUCCUACACGCUUCGAGAUCCGCCCAUGGUCACAGUAACGAGGAUUGGUACUAUAGACCGGAUCCUAUUAAAAAAGAACCACCUGUCUAUGGUAGAAUUAGAAGAAGAAAAACAUCCUUACCUGUUGCACCUUCUUUCGAGGAUUCCUCAAAUAUGAGCACUUUGUCCAGGUAUACGAAAGCUCGUAAAAAUUCACAUGGUUCUCGAUCAAACACCUUGUCAACCUAUUCUAAUAUUGGUAAAAUCAAUAGACGUUUGGGCAAUCAUUCUCUUAACGAUGGUUUUACUUAUCGAACUAAAUCGGAAUCGAAUCUUAUGGAUACUAGUAUAAGGAGCACGGAUAUGAGAAAAAGUGAGAUUUACGCUAAAGUAUCUCGAAAAACUGGCAUAUCUCGUGAAGUUGAAAAAAAUGAGCCGGAAAUUAGUGGUCAAGCUAUGUCUAGAAGAAGGAUUAUUCAAAAUACUACACAAUCCGAAUCUUUGGAUAGAAGAAGAGUAUCUCGGAAGGCAAGUUCGGAAAAAAUGUAUGUACGUUCGAAUGUAACUUCGAACGAUCGUCAUAGCGAAUAUUCGAGAUACGACGAUUUAAUGGGUCGAGAACGACGAGAGUUAUGUAGAACAUCGAUAAUCGAUAUUAGGAACGAUAAUCAUCAAUCGGAUUAUUAUUCAUCUUGGCAUAAAAUACACGAUGGCAAAUACAGAUCUAAAUCACAGAACAGAUUAAUGGAAAUUCGUAAUUCCAAUCGUGAACAUUUGUCGUCGUGCGCUUCAACGAUGAUUAACAGAUUGUCAAAUACUCUUCCAAGUUACGUUAAAACAUCGAGAAAGUUUUCUUCCAAUUCGAGCGUGUCCGUUCGCGGUGCGCGUAUCACCGAUCCAAAAAAUUUCGACGAUCGAAAACGAUUAUUAUCGAGAGAAACUGGAACAUUGUCGAAGUUAACGAAGGAGAGAUCGAAUUGCCUGAAGAAAUCGGCAGUCGGUAUGCUUGCCACCACUUUUGCUUCUGCUCCUGUUGCUGUUCCUGCUGCUCAUACGAGGAAUCGUAGCGAGACCGAUGCCAUAGCUCGUAAUAAAUCGUCCUCUACUAUCACCACGACGAGUUCAUCGAUUUUUGGAUUUUGUACGGGAAAGAGAAGAGUUCACGCAAGAGAAACGAAUAAAGAAAAAACUAAGAAUGCUGAAUUUUCUUAUCCUCGUUGGCAUUUAAAAACGGGUGAAUUGGUGUGGUUCGACCCCGGUGUCGGCCAUGUUUUACCAGGUGAAGUUUUGGAAUAUCAUAGGGCUGCCAACGUUCUUUCGGUACAAGCAGUUAUUGCUGGCAAGAAGAUUAAAAAGAUUGGGAAGGGGGGAAGGGAAGAUAGGGAUUAUUCGGAGUAUAAAAAAUGUGGGAAGAAAGGUCAAAUUUCGUUCGGAUUGAAGGAUACCAAAGUCAAGGUUACGGAGAAAUCAGUAACACCUGGUUCACCUUAA
Molecule: messenger RNA, 2523 nt
Organism: Polistes canadensis
Lineage: Eukaryota; Metazoa; Arthropoda; Insecta; Hymenoptera; Vespidae
Product: serine-rich adhesin for platelets-like
Exons: 3
Coding region: 1-2523 (840 amino acids)
Source: RefSeq, a predicted model, not a curated record